GACAGCGUUGCGCAUGUGUUUCAUUUUUCUCUGCGUCGAAAUGUCCAGGAAAAUUGCAAGUCUUGUUAUUUUGUUUGUUUUUCUGCGUGCUGCUCCUAUGGAAAAGACGGCAGUCCUCUUCCCUGCCCGAAGUGUGUAAAAUGCCUCCUUCAUAACCUGAGACUUACUUUCAUUUUCUAGGUGCCGGAGAAUCUGGUAAAAGCACCAUAGUGAAGCAGAUGAGGAUCCUGCAUGUUAAUGGGUUUAAUGGAGAGGGCGGCGAAGAGGACCCGCAAGCUGCAAGGAGCAACAGCGAUGGUAGUGAGAAGGCAACCAAAGUUCAGGACAUCAAAAACAACCUGAAAGAGGCGAUCGAAACCAUCGUGGCCGCCAUGAGCAACCUGGUGCCCCCCGUGGAGCUGGCCAACCCUGAGAACCAGUUCAGAGUGGACUACAUUCUGAGCGUGAUGAACGUGCCUGACUUUGACUUCCCUCCUGAGUUCUAUGAGCAUGCCAAGGCUCUGUGGGAGGAUGAAGGAGUGCGUGCCUGCUAUGAGCGCUCCAACGAGUACCAGCUGAUUGACUGCGCCCAGUACUUCCUGGACAAGAUUGAUGUCAUCAAGCAGGCUGACUACGUGCCCAGUGAUCAGGAUCUGCUUCGCUGCCGCGUCCUGAUUUCUGGAAUCUUUGAGACCAAGUUCCAGGUGGACAAAGUCAACUUCCACAUGUUUGACGUGGGUGGCCAGCGCGAUGAACGCCGCAAAUGGAUCCAAUGCUUCAAUGAUGUAACUGCCAUCAUCUUCAUGGUGGCCAGCAGCAGCUACAACAUGGUCAUUCGGGAGGACAACCAGACCAACCGCCUGCAGGAGGCUCUGAACCUUUUCAAGAGCAUCUGGAACAACAGAUGGCUGCGCACCAUCUCUGUGAUUCUGUUCCUCAACAAGCAAGACCUGCUCGCUGAGAAAGUCCUUGCUGGAAAAUCGAAGAUUGAGGACUACUUUCCAGAAUUUGCUCGCUACACUACUCCUGAGGAUGCUACUCCCGAGCCCGGAGAGGACCCACGCGUGACCCGGGCCAAGUACUUCAUCCGCGACGAAUUUCUGAGAAUCAGCACUGCUAGUGGAGAUGGGCACCACUACUGCUACCCCCACUUCACUUGCGCUGUGGACACCGAGAACAUUCGCCGUGUGUUCAACGACUGCCAUGACAUCAUUCAGUGCAUGCACCUUCGUCAGUAUGAGCUGCUCUAAGAAGGGAACACCCAAAUUUAAUUAAAGCCUUAAGCACAAUUAAUUAAGAGUGAAACGUAAUUGUACACGCAGUUGAUCACCCACCAUAGGGCAUGAUUAACAACGCAACCUUUCCUUUUCUCCCCAAGUGAUUUUGCGAAACCCCCUUUUCUUCCCUUCCGCUUGCUUAAAUAUUCCAAAUUUAGAAGGCUUAAGGUGGCCUACAGAGAAAAAGAAAAGGAAAAAGGCCACAAAAGUUCCCUCUCUCUUUCAGUAAUUAAAAUAACAGCAGCAAACAGAGAUAAUGAAAUAAAAGAAAUAAAUGAAAUAAAAGAAAUAAAAGAAAUAAAUGAAAUAAAUAUUGUCUUGUGCAGCAUUAAAAAAA
Molecule: messenger RNA, 1593 nt
Organism: Nyctereutes procyonoides (raccoon dog)
Lineage: Eukaryota; Metazoa; Chordata; Mammalia; Carnivora; Canidae
Product: guanine nucleotide-binding protein G(s) subunit alpha-like
Exons: 12
Coding region: 219-1229 (336 amino acids)
Biological process (GO): adenylate cyclase-activating dopamine receptor signaling pathway; sensory perception of chemical stimulus
Cellular component (GO): heterotrimeric G-protein complex
Molecular function (GO): corticotropin-releasing hormone receptor 1 binding; insulin-like growth factor receptor binding; D1 dopamine receptor binding
Source: RefSeq, a predicted model, not a curated record